Molecule: messenger RNA, 7395 nt
Organism: Lagenorhynchus albirostris (white-beaked dolphin)
Lineage: Eukaryota; Metazoa; Chordata; Mammalia; Artiodactyla; Delphinidae
Gene: DGKG
Product: diacylglycerol kinase gamma
Exons: 20
Coding region: 124-1890 (588 amino acids)
Biological process (GO): intracellular signal transduction; diacylglycerol metabolic process; lipid phosphorylation
Cellular component (GO): plasma membrane
Molecular function (GO): calcium ion binding; ATP-dependent diacylglycerol kinase activity
Source: RefSeq, a predicted model, not a curated record
ACAGAAUCUAAGAUCACGGAGAAGCAAGUGCCAACUAAAGACCAAGUGUCUGCGACCCCCGUGGGAAACCAUGAUGCUCAGUCUUCAGGCUCAGAAUCCCCCACAGUGUACCUGAAGGAUGUCAUGUGUUACCUGUCCUUGCUGGAAACGGGGAGACCUCAGGAUAAGCUAGAGUUCAUGUUUCGUCUCUAUGAUUCGGAUGAGAAUGGUCUCCUGGACCAAGCGGAGAUGGAUCGUAUUGUCAACCAGAUGCUACACAUUGCCCAGUAUCUCGAGUGGGAUCCCACGGAGCUAAGGCCUAUAUUGAAGGAGAUGUUACAAGGGAUGGACUACGACCGGGAUGGCUUUGUGUCUCUCCAGGAGUGGGUCCACGGAGGGAUGACCACCAUCCCAUUGCUCGUCCUCCUGGGCAUGGACGACUCUGGCUCCAAGGGGGACGGGAGGCACGCCUGGACCAUGAAGCAUUUCAAGAAACCAACCUACUGCAACUUCUGCCAUGUCAUGCUGAUGGGCGCUCGGAAGCAAGGCCUGUGCUGCAUUUACUGUAAAUACACCGUCCAUGAACGCUGUGUAUCCAAAAACAUUCCUGGGUGUAUCAAAACGAACUCAAAAACCAAAAGGGGAGGAGAGUUUCACCGCAAAUGUGAAUUGUCAACUUUGUGUGACGGUGGGGAGCUCAGAGACCAUAUUUUGCUGCCCACGUCAAUAUGCCCCAUCACCCGGGACAGGCAAGAUGGGAAGUCUGACGGUAGCGUGUCAGCCAAGGACGAACUUGUAACGCAGUAUAAGAUCAUCCCCACCCCGGGUACCCACCCUCUGCUGGUUUUGGUGAACCCCAAGAGUGGAGGGAGACAAGGAGAAAGAAUUCUUCGGAAAUUCCACUAUCUGCUCAACCCCAAACAAGUUUUCAACCUGGACAAUGGGGGGCCUACUCCAGGACUCAACUUUUUCCGUGAUACUCCAGACUUCCGUGUCUUGGCCUGCGGAGGAGAUGGGACAGUUGGCUGGAUUUUGGAUUGCAUUGAUAAGGCCAACUUCGCAAAGCAUCCACCCGUGGCUGUCCUGCCUCUUGGAACGGGAAAUGACCUGGCCCGCUGUCUCCGCUGGGGAGGGGGUUAUGAAGGGGGCAGCCUGACAAAAAUCCUGAAGGACAUUGAGCAGAGCCCCUUGGUGAUGCUGGACCGCUGGCAUCUGGAAGUCAUCCCCAGAGAGGAGGUGGAGAAUGGGGACCAGGUCCCGUACAACAUCAUGAACAACUACUUCUCCAUCGGCGUGGAUGCUUCCAUCGCACACAGAUUCCACGUGAUGAGAGAGAAACACCCUGAAAAGUUCAACAGCAGGAUGAAGAACAAGCUGUGGUACUUUGAAUUCGGCACCUCAGAGACCUUCGCAGCCACCUGCAAGAAACUCCACGACCACAUAGAGUUGGAGUGUGACGGAGUUGGGGUGGACCUGAGCGGCAUCUUCCUUGAAGGCAUUGCUAUUCUCAACAUUCCCAGCAUGUACGGUGGCACCAAUCUCUGGGGAGAAACCAAGAAGAACCGGGCUGUGAUCCGGGAAAGCAGGAAGGUCGUCACUGACCCCAAGGAACUGAAAUUCUGCAUUCAAGACCUCAGUGACCAGCUUCUUGAAGUGGUGGGGCUAGAGGGAGCCAUGGAAAUGGGGCAGAUCUACACUGGCCUGAAGAGUGCAGGCAGGAGGCUGGCCCAGUGCUCCUCUGUCUCCAUCAGGACAAACAAGCUGCUGCCAAUGCAAGUGGACGGAGAGCCCUGGAUGCAGCCACCUUGCACGAUUAAAAUUACUCACAAGAACCAAGCGCCUAUGAUGAUGGGGCCCCCCCAGAAGAGCAGCUUCUUUUCUCUGAGGAGGAAGAGCCGUUCAAAAGACUAGACACUAUGCCCAAUGCGAGUUCAACCAAGAGAGAAGACAAGAGACUGAAGCACACACAUACACACGUACACACCACACACAUGCGCGCGCGCGCGCGCGCACACACACACACACACACACACACACACUCUCUUCUCCAACCAGUGGAAGCCAAGCCACCCUUCAGCAAGAAGGCUUCACCCUGACAGCCAUUCUAUUUCAACUAUGGACACACUCCAACAGAGCCAGUGCCGGCAGGACAUUGUGAAUGGACUUAGAGCCCUCCAGGGCUCAGCUGGCUCAUGCAGCAACUCCCACUUUCCCAGAAGACCUUGAGCGGGACUUUCUGAGACUGAAGGAGAAACCCCCCCUUUCUUUCCACCACCCCUGCAAGUUUCCUCGCCGCUCUCAAGGAGCAGGCUGCAGGUUUCCUGUCUAAGGGGAGAUCGGAUGUGGCCAAGGGAAAGAGCCUGCGUUCCAGGGGACGCUCACAAAGGUCCCUCUGUGAGGAGACAAAAACACCUCCAACUCUCAGAUCGCAGCCCUUGGCAGGACUAAGCAUACGCACGCUGGUUUCUUGGUUGUCCUUCGAGUGACAGCUUCUCCCGGAACUUGCUGAGGAGGCAGAAAGGCUGUGGAAAGCUGCGUUUCCCUUCUUGGUUCUGCGCACCCUCAGUGGGCAGUGGUGAUUUUCCUGAAGCCUUCUGCUGGCUGUGUGUUUGUUUAGAGCCGGCUCCAAGAGCCCCCAGAGCUGCCUACAUAGCACACCUUAGAUGUGGUAUUUAUUUUCUUAGUUCUGUGAACACCUGGGAGGGAAAGCAGAGAAACUGAGAUUUAUUUUUCAAAUUGGUGUCAUAAUAUUGUGUAAAAAGGGAAGAAAAAAAAAAAAACCACCCCCAGCUUCUUUCUUUUUCAAGCCACAGCGUGUUUCCUGUUUGAGUUCCAAGCCCUGGUGGCAGACUAUUCCUGAAGGCAAAGAAGAUGGGAGGGAAGGGCCUUUUGCUGAGGAGACCAGGAGACAAGGCGUCAGGCAGUUCCCUCCUGCCUCUGCAACGACCACUCCCCGAGCACGACCUGAAGGCCCUACUGAAGGUCUUAAGUGUGUGUACUUAUAUGUAGCAUAUAUAUAUUUAUAUAUACAAAUAUUUAUUUACUGGUGGAUUUUUCUGGAUUGAAAAAAAUAUGCAGUACAAGAACAGAAAGUGGGAAAGAAAAAGAAGGCUCUGACUCCCCGUUUCUGCCAUUUCAUUGUCAAGGCACAUUGCCCUGUGGUGAUCAUGAGAUUUAAGGGAAAUUGAAGUAUCUCCUUAUCAUAAAGAGACUGAGAAUUUCCAUUCUGGAUCCUCAAAACAACAUGAAAGCUAUGCUGGGCAGGAUUUACUCUCCCAUUUGUCAGAUAAGGAAACUGAGUCUCGGAAAAGUUAAGAGACUUGUCCAUGGUAUCUUGGCUAAUGUGGUUUGGGACUAGGUACCACUAAGAAGAUAUGUAACAGGGAAAAGAACCUACACAUCUUGGAAAAGGGUCAUUUCUGGUCACUGAGAAGCGAUUCCAUUUGGAUCCAGGUUGCCAGAGAGGAAUGAACGUGUGGCACAUGUGUGGACGGGACAAGCCCACAUGAGAGAAUGAGGCCUCCCAAUACUUCCCAGAGACUCUCUCUGGCCUGACCUGGUGAGAAGCUGGUCCAGGGUUGAAGGCAGUGGACAGAUCUUCAAAUUAAACUCUCCACAUGUCAUCUCAUCAUGGUCACCAUAGUCUCUUAAUCUAGAAACCCCUCUGGCUGCCCGGAUGACCUCAGUGGAGAGGCACAAGGAGGACAGAGGCACCUCAGCAGGGAGCUGCCAGCCAGUGCCCAGAGGGGCCUCAGCAGAGUUCAGUGGGCUUCAUUCAGCUGGCAACAGCAUCACCGCCCUCCCCGAGGGCAAGUCUGUGGAGAGCUUUGUUGGUAAAAAGAAACAUUCACCUCAGCACCUUUGCUCCUUCAGCCUCCAUCCCCUCUGAGAUUUCCGAACAGGAAACCUGGACCCACUCGACGUCACUCCACUGAGCUCCCUCUGAUCUCCUAACACUGGGUCAGGAACUUUGCGCAAGGAAGGGAAAAUUAGGAUUGUGUGUACAAACUGAUCCUAACUCUGAAAGAAGCAGUCAUCUAGGACCGUCUAAGACAGAGAUCUAGAACCAUCCUGUUCAACCUAACAGUGCAGACCGCUGGGCAAGGGGAAAGCAGGCCACCUGAAGAAUGUCCUGAAUGAUGGGCUCCUUGGGGAUGGGACUAACAAGCUCAGAAUGACAACAGGUACUAUCUUUGAAGCCACUUGAUUCUGAAAUGAAGGCAGGUUCAAUUGGGGGUCGCUGAUUCUAAGACAUUUGCAGAAAUUCUUGAAUGUGUUUCAGCCUCAGCCCCCCAAGAUUGAAGCUGUUGAGACAUGGCACUGUCAACAGGUGAAAGUGAUUCUUAGAGACUCACAAGUCAGAGACUGGCCCCUGCCUGCCCACUGUGGUGCACAGGACUGGCAAUGUUGCUUGAGAGACAUGGCCCAUGUCCUCCUUAAAGCCACAAAGUAUAGCAAACAUCGGUGGAAUUGUACUUUCAAUUUUGUAACCUCAGUAAGUCUGGUGGUGGUGUUUAAUCUGACUUUGCAACUCAUCCCUUAACUACUGGGACUGUGGUUUCUCACUGUGGAGUACCUCAUCAUAGUGCUCCUCACAGCAACCCCUGAGGUUGACAGAGAGGAUAUUAUUAGCCCCAUCUAAAUAAUGAGGAAAGCAAGGCUUACUAUAAUUUAGUGACUUCUCAAAGUUAGGCAGGCAGGGGAGAAUCCUCCCUCAUUCCUCAUCGCAUUCUGAUUCUGGCCGUGCCCCAGACAUGUUCUCACCUGCCCCCACAGUUCUACCCCUCUAGCAGUAAAAAGAAUGAAACAGGAAGUCUUCAAUACAUUAUGUUGUCCCUGGACUAAUGGGCUAGGCGUUGCAUCUCAUUAUGACUUGGUCUUUGUAGGUUUCCUCCAGUGAGUUGAGAAUGGAGACAGACUUAGUAGAAUGAUUAUAUUUCAGGUCAGAGACCAGCUCCUCUCAAGAGAGCUCUUUCCACAGAUGGAAAAGAUAUGUUAAAAUUGCCAAAUAAAUUAGGAAAUACUUGGCAGAAUCUGGAAGAACCUCCAGACUGGCGUUACAUAACAUGCAUAUACAUUAUACAUAUGGACAUUAUAUAAGGUGACAUAGUACUUAAUGUGCUGUAUAUAUUAUGUAAAUUACAUAUUUGUGAGUAAUCAUGAUAAAUAUAGAGACCCACUAAUCACUUUUUUACACAUACCCAGUGACAGAUUAGGAAGUUACUUUGCCAGAGAGUCUUAAAACUUACUCUCUCCUGCUGCUUUGGUUCCAACUCCUGCCAAAAAUAAUUGCAUCAACUUUUCCCAUCUCUAGCCCCCUCUCCUCUUAGCCAAAACCCUCAGUCCUAGCUAGGCUGUACCUUCCGUGGAACACUAUCAUGAUUGAGAUCCAUAAAAAUAGAUUCUGGGGAUGGGGAGGAUCUAGACUCCCAGAUUCCCUGUGUCACCGACCUACACCCCAAGGCUCCCAGGCAGAUGGAUGUCUAAUGCUAAUAUUAAAGGGAGAGGGAAGGGGAGAGAGGAAGUCUACCAACCCUCCAAGGAAGGAAACUUCAGUGUUCCUUGGCCACCAGUCCCAGGAUCUGACCAUAAUCAAUCAGGAAGUUAUUUCAAAAGUCUAGUUUAAGUUUCUGCAGCAUAUCUGAAACCAUAAUUUCCUAAAAUGUGUUUCACACAAUACCAGUAUCCAUAAAAUGCUCCAUGAACAAAAGAGUUCUGUGGUCAAGUACUAGAUCCCCUUCUAGAAGAAAUGGUGGGCUUUGAUUUGUCUGUUGACGUCCAUAGAUUAGAAACAUUGCCUUAAGCCCACCAUUUCUUCUUUUUGUUCUCCGUGGAGAUGGGAACAUUGAAGUAACCAUCCUCUGCAAUAAUAUUCCAUAAAGUACUUUUCUAGUUCAAGGAACUUCUCUUCUUAAGACACUCUUUCUAGUUUCUUCUGUGAUUGUUUAACUACUUUUAUGGUUCCCCCCUACGUGUCUUCAAGCAAGAAUCAAGGAUCUGGCCUCUUUGCUUCCUGAGUGGAGAAGGGUUUGGGGAAAAAUUAAGGGGAAAACAGGAUAGCUGCCAGGGGCCAGAUUUCAUCUGUGCAGCUCUAGAGGACAGAACCAGGUCUAAAGAACACAGUUGUGGAAAGGAUUGGUGUUUAUUCAGUUUAAUAACCACUCUUGGAGCUAGCUGGCCGAAUAUGGACAGAGCUCACUUGUGAGGGAGUGAACAGCCACCUGCUCUUAUAGGAAGAGCCUUGACCUAGUUGAGGAGGAACAAGCGGUGAUCGAUCUACCUUGUUUAAACGCUGUUGGAACUAUUUUAGUAGGCAUCAGUGUUAAAUCAAUAGGUCUAGUACUUCCUUUUGAGCAGCAAACCUCAGUGUCCAUUGUUUUCUGGAAGAGUGAAAGAUGACUCGCAGAGAGAUUUCUGGAUCAGAAAAUAAUAUUCAUAAAGUCGUUUUCUAAAGUACUUUUCUCCUUGUUCUAGAAAAGUACUUUCUGGUCUAACUGGUACUGACCAGUUAGACCACACUUGUACAUGGCGGGAUUGACCAGAAUCAUUGGCGCCCUCAAGGGCAGCUAGUGGUGGAGUUGACCUUUCCUUGGCGGCUCUGAAAGUUAAAGGAAUGAGUUACAGUGUUAAGCCCAAAAGAGAUUUUGCAUUUCUGUUGGUGUUCAUAUUAGCAGUUUGGAACUGUUCUCCUAAUCACGAGUACCAGACCUGCAUCCGACUUGCAAUAAAUAGCAAGGAAAAAGAAACUAUCCUACAUCUCAAAUACCAGUCAAGUUUUGCAUAAAACAGGUGAACAGAAUUGUGUAGGAUUUCACAUGGGGCCGUCAUUUUUAGCUCACCUUAACGUUCCACCAUACUCAAGUACGUAUUUUAAAUUUCUACUAUAGAAAGAAAAUAGGAAAGGGAAUUCUCAUUUAUGGCUUGCUGAGUACAGGGCACUGUGUCAAGGCCUUUUCAUGUGCUAUCCCAUUUAAUCCUCAUGAUCUGGGCAUUUUGCUUAUUUCACAGAAAAAGGAGUUAGUGUAUAGAAAGGUGAAGUACCUUGUCCAAGGUCAAACACAUAGCAACUAGUAGAGCAAAGACUUGACAUGGGUCUGUCUUACAUCAACAUUUAUGCUUUUUCCACUAUAUUCUAAUGCCUUUAACCUUCUUAUCUCACUAUUUCCAACCCUACCAUCAUCCUGGGUGAGAUUACACAGCAGUGAAAAAUUGAUGUCCUACCUGGUCAACCUCUGUAUUGGGGAUGGGACUAACAAGCUCAGAAUGACAACAGAUGGCAAGAGGCAGGAGAUCCAACUAAAGAGAAGAGGAUCCGACAGCAGGUUGCUGACCCAGCGUACAGCACAGCUGCCCUCUCCUGUAGAAUGGGAAGAAGUCACCUUGUGUGCCUCUCUGUACCGUCAGCCUCAGUGCUCG